Uloborus diversus is the source of this 1323-nucleotide messenger RNA. Its product is annotated as gastrula zinc finger protein XlCGF49.1-like. Lineage: Eukaryota; Metazoa; Arthropoda; Arachnida; Araneae; Uloboridae. The transcript has 3 exons. Gene Ontology annotation, molecular function: DNA-binding transcription factor activity, RNA polymerase II-specific; RNA polymerase II cis-regulatory region sequence-specific DNA binding. The record is from RefSeq and is a predicted model, not a curated record. Gene Ontology annotation, biological process: regulation of transcription by RNA polymerase II. The coding region runs from base 1 to 609 and encodes 202 amino acids.
AUGAAUGGUGUAAGGUCUAUGCUCAAGGAUUCUGGAUUGGGGGAUGAGUUUUGGGCUGAAGCCGCUCUUUGUUUCAACUAUAGUUCUAGUUUGAAAAGCCAUUUGAGGACUCACACAAAGGAAAAACCAUAUUCUUGUAAGUAUUGUAAAAGAACAUUUUCUGUUAGUUCAAAUUUGAAAAGACAUGUAAAGACACACACUAAUGAAAAACCAUACUCUUGUGAGUAUUGUAAAAAGACAUUUUCUCACGUUUCCGGUUUGAAAUUACAUUUAAGGGUACACACUAAUGAAAAACCAUAUUCUUGUAUGUAUUGUAAAAAGUGGAGGAUGCACACUAAUGAAAAACCAUAUUCUUGUGAAUAUUGUCCUCAGACAUUUUCUACUAUUUCAAACUUGAAAAAACAUUUGAGGAUUCACACUAAUGAAAAACCAUAUUCUUGUGAGCAUUGUAAAAAGACAUUUUAUGAUAGUUCAAGUUUGAAAAGACAUUUAAUGAUGCACACUAAUGAAAAACCAUAUUCUUGCGUGCAUUGUGAAAAGAAAUUUUCUCGGAGUUCAUAUUUGAAAAGACAUUUAAUGAUACACACUAAAGAAAAACCAUAUUCUUAAGAGUAUUGUAAAAAGACAUUUUCUGAGAGUUCAAAACUGAAAACUCAUGUGAGGAUUCACACUAAUGAGAAACCAUAUUCUUGUGAGUAUUGUGAAAAGACAUUUUCUCAAAGUUCAAAUUUGAAAACACAUUUGAGGAUGCACACCAAUGAAAAACUCUGCACCUGAUAUAUUUGUAAAAGGUCUUUUUCUCAGCAUGCACAUAUGAAAAGACAUUUGAGGGCGCAUGCGAAAGGAAAAUUGUAUUCUUGUGAGUACUGUAACAAGGCAGUUUCUCACGGUAAUAGUUUGUAUAUGCAUCUGAAAAUCACCAAAGCAAAAUCAUAAUCUGAUGACUCUUGUGAAGACUCAUUUAGUGCUCUUUCAUCUUUAAAAGUACAUUCAAGACACCAGACUAAAGAAAGAAAACUUAAGUGAGAAUAAUUUAAAAAAAAACUGUUCUUGGAAAUCAUUUUUAUGUGGUGUUUGAAAGUAGACAACGAAGAGAAAACACCAUGCUCGCGCGCGCGCGCGCGAUUUUUCUAAAAUGACAUUUUUCUGGAAUUCACAUUAAUUUACAAAUUUAAUGAUACCUGUAUGGUAGUUUUUUAACUAUGCAGUUGCACAUGUUAUCUAUUCUUUUCAGGAAAAAAAACCGCCAAAGAUUAAAAAGAUUAAAAACAUUUUUAAUCUUUUUAAAUCUAAUUAAUCUGAAUCUAAUUAAAUCUAAUUUAA